AUGCAGAAUCCGCACCACUCACAAGAGACACUCCGCCGCCGCUUGAUCGCUCUAGCAAGCCGCAGGGUGGUCUACCAACCAAGCCGCCGCCGGUUGAUCGCACCGACAAGCCGCCGCGCCGAACACCACAAAGCGCUCAUCGGUCAUGGUCUCAUCGCUCUCGGUCACCCGCCGCAAGCUGCAGACAGCUCCGACGCCGACCUCGCCGGAGAGCCUUGGCGCCGCCCCGGCUUCGCCAACUUCGCCAACCUCGCCAACCUCGCUCAAGGUUCGCGGACUCGCCCGCGGACCGAGGCCUUUGCAUACGCGGUGUCGCCAACAACCGACGGUGGCUCCCGGCCGCGGUACGACUCGAUGGACUCGGUUGACGAGCUGGCGCUUGUUGUCGAGUCUGAGGUUGUGCGCUCCUUUGGCGACGAGCAUCUGACCGAGGCCGAUGCCAUGACCCGCGUCGCUGCCCUCAGCGAACAGCACCCAAACCAACUUCGUGGCGAGCGGCGGACAACUGCGCGCGAGUUGGCCAACAUUGUCGACGAGCUCGACAUUGACAUGCGGACGUGCGACUUUGAGCUCGAUGCUUCGUUGCUGGACGUCGAUGACGAGGCUGCCACUGGCGAAAGCGACGUCGACGACAUGCCGGCGCUCGAGGCGCCGCCGCCGCUGCCAAAGACAUCGUCGUCUCCGAGUCCAGCACCGCCCGCCGCGCAAGAGGGCCUCGGCGCUCGCAUUGCUCGCAUCCGUGCCACCCGCGCCACCCACUUGGACCUUGGAGUGCCCGAGUCGGUGCUGCUGCGGCGGAACACGGCGCCGCACGUCGGGCAAAAUGUGAUUGCGGCGCGGGCUGCUGCUGCUAGGGCGCUCCGCAAGCGGACCGGGCCAGACGCUCUCGAAGAGGCUGCUGAAGACUGUCGCCCGUCGGUCCCGCCGCCGGCUCCGCUGCCCGACGAGGGUGCCGAGGCUCUCUUCGCCGCUGACACCGCAGCCGAGCUCAGCUACGGCGCGGAGCAAGGCACUGUACGCAGCAUCACUCUCUACGUGUAAAGUUUAGCAAGGCC
Thecamonas trahens ATCC 50062 is the source of this 1055-nucleotide messenger RNA. RefSeq lists its product as uncharacterized. NCBI's taxonomy places the organism in Eukaryota, Apusomonadida, Apusomonadidae. The record is from RefSeq and is a predicted model, not a curated record. The transcript has 3 exons. The coding region runs from base 1 to 1041 and encodes 346 amino acids.